CGUAUGGAAAAAAACGAGCAGGAGAGGAUUAAGAAUAAAUUGCAUUUACAAUAUGGAUGAGGGCAACCAAGUCUCCGUAGAUGCAAUAUGUCGCACUUGUUUAUCAACAUUGCAAAAGAUUGAAGCCCACAAUCUGUUCGUGAUUCCUGGCCUGGCUAAGAAGUUCUGUGUGUGCACUUCGCUCUCGGUGGAGCAACAGGAUGGUUUUCCAAAAUGCAUUUGUACAAAUUGCUACAACCGGCUAAACGAUUUGCAUAAUUUUCAGAAACAAUGCGUAGAGUCCAUUGCCAAAUUAAUUGAUAUGUUGGGCAAUAAUCAUUGCACUGUCCAAGCUAUGAACGUGGACAACAUUGAUGUAAUUAAUGUUGCGCUACAGGAUAAGGACAUUGAGGUGCCACAAGAUAUUGACGUACCCAUCGAGGAUGAAGAACGCAUUAACUUUGAUCCACUACUUAAUACCAAAAUAGAGAUAAUUGAUAAUGAGGACGAGGUUUUCAAAAUGAUAGAAAAUGUUGACAAAGAAGCGAAUGGGCAUCAGCAGGAGAAGGACCUCUUCAGUGAAAGCGAACAUAAAUACAAUGAUGAUGUGGAUGUAGGGAAUAAUAGCGAUUCCGAUGAUGCCAUGCCUCUGUCGCGUUUACGCAGUACUUCUCGUGUUUUGGAAACAAAGAUUAAGAAUACGAAUAUUGCUGCAUUUUAUAAUAAUUCAUCUAGCUCUGAAGUAGAUACAGAUAAAGUAAACUUAUCCAAACGGAAAGUAAAUACCAAGCGUAUUCCUGCGGCUAAGCGCGAACUUCAUAUCGAUUGUCAUAUUUGCCAUCAGCAAUUCAGGAAUGAAAUUCGCUACGAGGAGCAUAUGAAACAUCACAACGAUCUCUUGCCUUUCCAAUGCACUGUGGAAACAUGCAAGAAAGGUUUUACAACUGCCGCAGGGCUUCGACACCAUAUUGAUCAUGCUCAUCGGGAACUCUGCGAGCUUCACGCCUGCACCGUAGAGGGAUGCGACCAAUCUUUUCCUCGAACGCGAAUGCUCACACAUCACCUGAAAAAGGUUCACAACAUAUGCAAACCUGAGAACCCCGUUCAUCCGUGCUCGGAUUGUGAUAAGGUCUUUCGUUGUCCAACAGCGCUCAAAAAACACAUGUAUAAGCAUACAGGCGAGGAGCUGCCCAUUUCCUGUAACAUCUGCAACAAACGAUUCCACAUAAACAGCGAACUCAGAGACCAUCUACUACGACAUGCCGGCGUUAAGAACCACGUUUGCCCUUACUGUGGCGUGGGAAAGACAACUCGACAGGAGUGGAACAAGCACAUAUUGACGCAUACCAAGGAAAAACAGUUCCAGUGUCGCCAAUGUGAUCACGCCUCCCACAAUAAACAAGCUCUAGCCAAUCAUGUUAAGGUAGUCCACAUGAAGAUCAAGAACUUUGCUUGUCAGUACUGCGGCAAGACUUUUGGCAAAAUGCACGCCUGUAAGGUUCACGAAAGACUCCACACCGGCGAGAAUUGCUGUGAGUGCAAGAUCUGUGGAAAAAUCUUUCUUUUUGAAAAGAGACUGACCAAGCAUCUGCAGAUCCAUGAAAAGCGUGAAAUCAAGGCAUCUAAUGAAAGAACCCAAGUCGAUGAGGCUGAUCGCAAUGAAUUAAAUUUAAACCAGGAGUCUACAGCACCGGCAGAUGCGAAAGCCGUGGAUGCAUCUGCCGCUAGGCCGAAAAAUUCACAUCGAGUUGAGCGGGUAGAUAUGUCUCAAUUAGCGGGUACCUCUGUCAAUCCAAUUACGUCUGUUUCUGUACCCUCCUGGUCGCCGCAGGUGAACUUCACUAAAAAGGAAGGCCAGCAUAUAUGCCCAGGCUGUGGGCGUGGAUUCAACCACAUUGGCAAUAUGAAACUCCACUAUAAGGUUGUUCAUGAUAAAAUCAAGGAUUUCGCCUGUCGCUAUUGUCCCAAGCGGUUUGGCAAAGCGCAAUAUCUUCGCCACCAUGAAUAUACGCAUACGGGUGAGAGGCCGUAUGGCUGCAAAUUGUGUGAUAAGCACUUUAGCCACGGAUCAUCACUGCGAAAGCACAUGAUUUCACACAACAGACCCCCGAAAACACCAAAGCCUCCGAAGGCCACAGCUCAAAAAAGAGAACAUCAGAGGCCAAAAAUCGAGCUAAACCAGCGUCAACCAAAGAACUAUGAGCAGUAUCAGGAUCCUGCCGCCGAACGGGCUGCAGCUACUGCGGAAUUAUUUGCUCAAAAGAUUGAGGAGAGCGAAGCCAAACGAAGGGCAGAAGACAAAACACGAAAGAUUCAAGAGGCUGCGUGCGAGCAGUUGCAGAAGCUGCAAAGGGAACAGCUGAUCGAAAAAGUGUCUUAUGACAGUUUUCAAGUAGAAAGCUCUGAGACUGGUAUAAGAGUGGGUGCUCUUAAAGCACAUCAGUUAUAAACCGUUAUGUUGUUU
Molecule: messenger RNA, 2443 nt
Organism: Drosophila arizonae
Lineage: Eukaryota; Metazoa; Arthropoda; Insecta; Diptera; Drosophilidae
Biological process (GO): regulation of transcription by RNA polymerase II
Cellular component (GO): nucleus
Molecular function (GO): zinc ion binding; DNA-binding transcription activator activity, RNA polymerase II-specific; RNA polymerase II cis-regulatory region sequence-specific DNA binding
Source: RefSeq, a predicted model, not a curated record